This is a messenger RNA of Morus notabilis, 2412 nucleotides long. Its product is annotated as zinc finger CCCH domain-containing protein 32. The coding region runs from base 353 to 1753 and encodes 466 amino acids. Lineage: Eukaryota; Viridiplantae; Streptophyta; Magnoliopsida; Rosales; Moraceae. The record is from RefSeq and is a predicted model, not a curated record. Gene Ontology annotation, molecular function: mRNA binding; metal ion binding. The transcript has 7 exons.
AAAAACGAAAAAACAAAAAAUGCCCAAGACCAGACCGUACGGUCUUGGUGAGAGAGAGAGAGAUUUUGGAGAAGAAGAAAGACGAAAAAAGCUAUUGAGAGCUUUUCAUUAGUGUGAGAUUUACAUCUCUGUCUCCCUUGGUGCGAAUGAAAGCCACUCGAUCGAGCUCUCGGAUCUUUCUCGAACACUACUACUAUAGAGUACUGUAGAAUCGUUUUCUGUUUUUUCCUUUUUCGUUUAUUUUUCUUUUCCGUUAGUUUUUUUUUUGGAUACAGUUUUGUGUAGUACAGAAACCCAGUUUCGUUAAAACAAAAAGGGAAAAAAAUAAAAUAAAGAAGCUCUCUCGGGUUCAAUGGAGUUGUACGGACGGAGCCCGGCGAGGAAUGGGUCGAAUCAGCCGGAAUGGAGCCCGGACGCCGGCGAGACCGGUCUCGAAGAAUCGAUGUGGCAAUUGGGGCUGACCGGUGGCGAAUCGUACCCGGAGCGUCCCGGCGUGCCGAACUGCGUGUACUACAUGCGAACUGGGUAUUGUGGAUAUGGUGUCCGGUGUCGUUACAACCAUCCUCGUGAUCGCGCCGCGGUGGCGGCAGCUGUGAGAGCUACGGGGGAGUACCCGGAGCGAGUGGGAGAACCUGUAUGUCAGUAUUAUUUAAAAACUGGGACCUGUAAAUUUGGUGCGUCCUGCAAGUUCCACCAUCCGAAACAUGGAGGUGGAUCUUUGAGCCAAGCUCCACUUAAUAUUUAUGGAUACCCAUUACGACCGGGCGAGACAGAGUGCUCCUACUAUUUGAAAACGGGGCAGUGCAAAUUUGGUAUUACUUGUAAAUUCCAUCAUCCUCAUCCUGCCGGCACCUCAGUGACGGCUUCUGCACCUCAAUUUUAUCCACCGGUGCAAUCUCCUUCAGUUCCUAUACCUGAACAAUUUGGGGGGCCAUCCACCAGCUUGAGGGUGGCUAGGCCUCCAUUAUUACCCGGUUCAUACGUGCAAGGGGCUUAUGGUCCUGUGCUAUUUCCUCCUGGAGUAGUUCCUAUACCUGGGUGGAAUCCUUAUUCGGCACCUGUAAGCCCUGUACUAUCUCCUGGUGCUCAGCCCACAGUUGGAGCUGCUUCUAUGUAUGGAGUAACACAUCUAUCUUCUUCAACCGCUGCACUUGCCAGACCUUACCCCUCUUUACCCUCUUCUAUUGGCGCUUCAAGCAGUAGUCCAAAGGAACAAGUUUUUCCUGAGAGGCAUGGUGAACCUGAAUGCCAGUACUAUCUAAGAACAGGGGACUGUAAAUUUGGAUCAUCAUGUCGUUAUCACCAUCCUCGUGAUCGAGUCAUGCCAAGGACAAAUUGUCUCCUCAGCCCAGUGGGCCUCCCCUUGCGCCCGGGCGUGCAACCUUGUACUUUCUACUUGCAAAAUGGGCAUUGCAAGUUUGGAUCCACGUGCAAAUUUGAUCACCCAAUCGGGACAAUGAGAUACAGUCCAUCAGCCUCUUCUCUCAUCGAUAUGCCUGUUGCUCCAUAUCCAGUUGGGUCUUUACUAGCUACCCUGGCUCCUUCAUCGACGUCCUCAGAACUAUCCAAAAAGGAAUCUUAUUCAGCAAGAAUGCCUUCUACUGGGAAUACUUCAACUAGUUCAGUUGGUUUAAUUUUCUCUCAGACCGGAUCUGUUUCACUUACUGACGUGCAACUUUCUACACAAAGUUCUGUCCCUUUGAGUAGUAGCAGAAGCACAAGACAAGGCGGUGAGGUUCGACGAUCAAGCUAAUUAAAACGCAAGUCAUUCUCCAUUAUCUUUGGGUGGGGUUUUCUCCUGCCUCAUUAUGUUUGCUGUUUAUAUAUGUUAGUAAAUGUGUAGUGGUCAAUUGUGCAAAGGUUUUCGCGUCUCACAUUCAAGGUCUAUCAAACAACUCUGUUUAGCUUAUGCUAGGAUUUGGAUAAUUUAUGCUCAUGUCAAAUAUAUGCAGCCACCAACGCUAUCUCAAAUAAGCUUCAAAGGCAAAUCCGUAUGUAUUGUUCCUCACUACCAAGUAAUUAUGACAGAAAGCAUUCAUAUCAGGUAAACCUACAAGCUUCCAUUCAACUUUAAGCUAGUCCAUUUUAUUAGUAUUCUGAUACCCGGGUUUGACCUUCGAUGUUUAAAGAGAAGAUUGUUGGUCUUUUCUUGUCUAAUUCCGUAAAAUUAGUUGCAAAAUCUCUUGCAACUAGCCAGUCAGUGUUUGAAGACAAAGUCUAAUUUUCUGCUCAUCGAAGUUGUAAGAUGCUUGUUUAUGUAGAAAAUAUUUUUGAGGCCCCAAGAACUGGGAAGCCACUUUUGGCAUCCACAUUUUUAAUUCCACGAGUUGUUUAGAUGGUUUUGAUCCUUGGAAAGUGAGAAGCAUCCGAAUUCUUAUAUGUUUGGGAGCAAUGCUAAACCUUAGAUAUUCU